GGUUAAUAUAUACAUGUGCUAUCUAUAUUAAUAAGUGAAAUUCUUUUCCCUUGGAUGCGGAUUCAAUUCCCGGAAUACUACGACGGAAUACCUCGGUAUUGCUAUAUGCCUACAUGUAUUUUGUAGGUAAAAGUAACCCAAAACGCAAUUGUUGAGCCGACUUACAUAAGAGACAAUUGCAUUCCAAAGUUCUUCUUCUUCUCUGCCAAGUACAUGUAUUACACAUACAUUCGUUGGAAUCCUGCAAACAUUCACUCAUUCACUCAUUGACAUCUCACCUCAAUCCUCCGACCUACCUCGGCGGCAAUUAACUUGUUCACUUCCAACAUCAAUCAAUCCGCUUGCCUUAAUCUUAAUUGGAAUAGACUCGAACUAUGUCGACGUCUCGCAUACUCAUCUCUACCUUCCGCAUCGCCACUAGACGGGUUGCGCGAACAUCUACGAGUCGGCCGUUAGUAGUGCGCUCAGCUGUCCGGAGAGGAUACGCGAGUAGUGCCCAUGGCGGCAGCGCAGAGAAUUCGAGCGAUAUGCCCUGGCUCAUCGGUUCCGCCGGCGCCACCGUCGUCGGCUUAGCAUGGCUGCUCUCAGGCCCAUCGCAGAAACCCUCCGCACACAGCAGCUCCCACGCCGCGCCUUCCGAGUCCGAGUCCGAGUCUGAAUCCGACACAGCAGCCGAAGACUCGUCAUCCGAAUCAUCAUCCGAAUCAGAACCCCCGACCCCACCACCAUCCGAAGCCUCAGAACCCGAAUCCCCGCCGCCGGACUCCGAACCCACGCCCCCCAGCUCGCAGACAGGACAACAGGUGCCUCCUCCGCCAGCAGACAACACCGCCCUAGCGACAAACUACGAGGAGAAGAAGGAGGCGCACAAGGAGUACAAAGAGAUCAUCGAAAAGAAAGACACGCGCGCGGCGGCGAGCUCGAGCGAUGUGCCGAGUAAGAAGACCGCGGCGGAGCACCCGCGCGAGGACCCGCAGAAGGGGGAGGGCGAGGGGGCUAAGAAGGGGGGAUCGGAGUGAGUGGUGUCUCUAACUCCUAGCCAGUUAAGAUUUACUAUUUGCCUGUGUUUGAAAAGAGCAGAGCAGAGAUAGGGGAAGUGUACAAGUACGGAAUUGCAUCAAGCCAUCCCGGGAUACCACGCAGCAAAAGGGAACGAAACCGGGGGAGUAGGGAAAAUA
Molecule: messenger RNA, 1178 nt
Organism: Annulohypoxylon maeteangense
Lineage: Eukaryota; Fungi; Ascomycota; Sordariomycetes; Xylariales; Hypoxylaceae
Exons: 2
Coding region: 375-1019 (214 amino acids)
Source: RefSeq, a predicted model, not a curated record